Messenger RNA from Culex pipiens pallens (northern house mosquito), 921 nucleotides. RefSeq lists its product as uncharacterized. Gene Ontology annotation, molecular function: chitin binding. Lineage: Eukaryota; Metazoa; Arthropoda; Insecta; Diptera; Culicidae. The coding region runs from base 60 to 854 and encodes 264 amino acids. Gene Ontology annotation, cellular component: extracellular region. The transcript is spliced from 2 exons. The record is from RefSeq and is a predicted model, not a curated record.
AAUCAGCUAUAAAAGCUCCAGCGGGUCGUCAAUCAUUCAGUAUCGGAGCUUGCUUCACAAUGUUGUCCAAGUUGGUGGUUUUCGUUGCCCUGGUUCAGCUGUCACAGAUCCGUGCGGACUUUCCCGGCUAUCGUCUAAACCGGACCGUUUCGGCGAUCAAGAAGAGCGUGGAACCAUGCGACGGGCUGGGCCACUACUCGACGUGUACCUCGUGUGACACCGUGCAGGUGUGCUUGGGCACCGAGGUGACCUCGCGGCACUGUGGAUCGCUGUCGCCGGACAAGCCGUACUGCAACAACGGCCAGUGCUCGGGAGUUCCAACGUUCGAGGGUGCCUGCCAGCCCCAGCCGAUCUGGUGCUCGGACGAGGGUUUCUUCCCGGAUCCCUUCGUGUGCCAGAUGUUCCACUACUGCCAGAAGGGAGGCUUCCCGUCGGAGGUGUACCAGUGCCCCGGUGAUAGCGUGUUCAACCCGGACACCUUGGAGUGCCGCAAGCGCGAGAACGACGCCCAGUGCAUGGUGAUCAACUGCAAGGCCAACGAGGUUUUCUCCAAGUACGGAACCAGUGAGCGCUUCUUCGGGUACUGCGCCAUGCAGGUUGGCUAUGCGACCGCCGUCCGGGUGUUCCGGUGCGCCGAGGGAACCAAGUUCGAUGGCGAGAAGUGCGUGUACGACUGUAAGACCGAGGGCAGAUUCGCCGAUGUCCGGUCGCAGUACAUCUGGUACGAGUGCAUCCGAAACGACGCCGGCCAGCUGGAGUCCAUCACGAACAAGUGCCCGUGGGGAAGGGUGGUCGAUAUCAAUCUGGGCGUUUGCAUUCCGUGGAACGCACGUGCGGAAGUUAUCCAGCUGUAAGGUUGUCGACGAUACAGUGUAAUGGGUUACCGUUUCAAAAUAAAACAGGCAUGCUAGGAACCGAAAA